This is a messenger RNA of Xyrichtys novacula (pearly razorfish), 34847 nucleotides long. NCBI's taxonomy places the organism in Eukaryota, Metazoa, Chordata, Actinopteri, Labriformes, Labridae. The record is from the annotation of a GenBank genome assembly.
AUUGAAACCUGGCAUCCUGUCAUAGCCAGACGUCAGUGGUCUGCGGCUGUAGCGUUGGGUGAGUUUGCCACUAGCUUUUGUUCGGCGGACAUUAAACUAACGAGCGUUAUCCACUAGUUAUCCUUGUAUAGAUACACAGAUAGUAAACAACAUUAGCACACAAUGGUGACGUGCGGCCCACGGUUUGACUCGGUAAGUAGAUGUAACGUGCUAACUACCAGCAGGUACUGUAAAAUACUACUGGACUAGCUUGCUAACGCUGUACAUGUGAUAGACUGUUAAGACUAGAAAAAUCCCUGGCGUAUAUCUUUGUUUACAAAAAGAGUUACAAAUGGGUAUGUUCAGUGUCUUAGCCAUGAAGACAUGCUCCAAUAUAUUUUAAGGGGGUUUCUUUGAAGUUGUCCUCUUCAGAAACCCCUACGUUAGCUUCAUCCUCCUGCAUGUGUCUGCAGAUGCUUCAUUGUUUAUGCUAGUUAGGUUUUCUGUAUAGCUACAUUGAUUUUUAAGUAUACAUCAGAGGUCUACCUUAGUUGUAGAUUGACUUGAAUAAAUGACGUGUUUCACUUUGACUGUCUGGUCCCGUCGUCUCUAUGUGUGUGCUUUGAGCAUAUGAUAAAAAUCCUGGUAAGCUAACAGUGAACCGUAUAUGUACCCUCCAAUGUAAACCACAGCCAUCUAACUGUAUAAUUUUAGUGUGUUUACUUUGCUCAGGGAGUUAACCAUGGGCACGAACUAAAGCAAAAGCAGUCUGUUGUAUAAUUUGAAACAAUGGCAAUCGUUAUGGUCUGAUCCCCUCAUUGGACACGCAAGGACAUUUUUCAUGUUUACCGUUACAGUGUGGACGAAUUCAUUUCUGUUUGCAUCUCUAAAGCGGCUUCAACUCUUCUAGAUACCUGUUUUCAUCUCCACUUUUGUCUCGUUUUUGUAUGUACAGAUAGAGUAUUUCUCUGAACCCGUGGGUUGAGAAUCCAAAGGUAGUCAGACUCCUCAUUGCUGCCUGUAGGACAGAUAUCUCUUGAAGAGAUCUCUACUUUGUUCCUUGGUUGGUGUGGGGGUACUUUCACAUGUUUGCCUGGGUGGGGAUGUGUGCCAUUUUUGUGGUGUGGUGUUGUGUUGACACAGGUAGUCCUGGCCUGUCUUUUACUGCCCUGCCAUAACAAGUGGGGCUAUUUUUACAACCCCUGGUGAAAACCUGGUGUGGUAGUCAGCCAUAUUGUUGUCUCACUCAAGCAGCGAUUCUGCCUCAAGCUGCAGCUUGUGAUUGAGCCCCCUCCCAUCUGGCCAGACCAGGCUUGGGCUUUAAAUUAACACUUAGUUAACAUAAAUGGCACAUGUUAAACAUAUUAACUUGUGCAAGCUGGUGCCUGCAGAUUUCAAAUAUCCAUCUGGGGCAAUGUCAGCCACAAGACCAUAUGCACAUAUGUGUAUGAAGAGUUUGUGAAAUUUCUGCUUAAUAUAAAUGAAAUACUUUGAAGUGAGUGAAAGGAGGCAUCAACCAGAAAACUCACUCCAGUUGUUGGGACAGUUAAAAUCAAGCAUAAUACGGCCAUCACAAAGAAAAUGAUUGAACAGAAGGUAGAUUAAUUUAUUUAUUUAAAUGCUAUUUCUAGUUGUUAUUGCUUACAACUUCAAUAACAAAGUCAUCCAACUCACAUGCCUGCUGUCAGGUAACAAAGACAUGCAUUUCAGUAGUUGACAGGCUGGUUAACUCAGUUUCUCACCAUGGAGGGAGUGUUUGAUUUGUAAUGACAACCUAACAAUAGAGUCAUACCUGCUUUAAUAUGUUGGGUUUAAGUUGUACACAUACAAAUACAUUCAUGUGACUUACUUGAUACUCCCAGCUGCUCUUAACAUAUUACACACUGUUAACAUUAAUUUGCAGCAGUAAAGAUACCAGUGAGAGUAUAGCUGACCUACAGGGCACAAACAUGAUUCAUAACAUGAUGCCUCAUUCUAAAACACAUGGGGCUCUAUUUUCGUGCUUCGCCGGAGACGUGGCACAGGUGCGGCGUAAGUCAGGUCCGCCGUGCUGACAAGGCGUUCCCAAGCACAGUUUGGUAUUUUGGUGAGCGGCGCAGCCUGGCGUAAGUUUCCCCCUUCCCUAACUCAGCUCCUUCCAGCGACAUAAGUCGUAGCGAUUGAGGAGAGAGGGCGUGGAGUGGGUUUAAUACAGCCGAGACUAAUAACAUCAGCUCCUCUCCUCGCCUUUAAAUCCGCCACCGGCGAGGCAUAUUCCAGUUUUCGUGAAGUAGUCAAAGAGAUCAAGAGAUGUCUGAAGACAGUAAUGCCACACGAUGGCGACAGAAGGCAGCUCCUCAACAAGUGUCACUGUAAGCGCUGCAUUGGGCGUCCUCCACACUCUCUCACAUGAGCACAGAUGGAUUUGGUGUGUUUAAUGUUGGACCCACUGGUAAGACAAACACCCUUUUCCACAAAUAAAGACACUCACAUAAAGUUGCACAUAUUAAAACCUCACGUAACAAAGGUGGGUUGUGCGCAGAGAUCACGCGUAAAGGACGCAUCGCGCUCCGUGGCCUGGCUCUUUCUUUCAUAGAUGUUGGCAUAUGAAAUAAAUUUGGCUCACAAAACUGAAUAUUAUAAUAUUCGUAUGUAGGCUUAAAGUAAAUAGCUCAUCUGAUCACUGAAACAAAUCAUCUGUUCAGCCGCCGCAGCUGCAGCAGGACGGGGAGAGGACACGGAGACAUGUCCACGUCGAGCUGCGCGAGAAAUAAGAGGAAGAGGAAGAAAGGGGGGGGGUUACAUAUCUUGUUAUCUUCAUCAUGUGUGUCUAUUUACUAGAUAUUUAAUUUAAUUUAAUGCGGUUUCAGCUGAUUCUGUCGACACCUCCCCACGCCCAGCUUGGCGGACCUCAGUGCGCCUCAGUCCACGAAAAUACCAAACUGGCUGUACGCCGGGGUCCGCCACCCUCCGCCACGUCCCCAGUGGACACGAAAAUAGAGCCUAUGGUAGUACAAUGGAGAUGUACUGAAAGCCAUUCUUGAUGUCCCUUGUGUCUUAGUGAGAGAAGAUUCCAGGUCCUCACAGGAGUUUGUGCUGGGAAGCCUAGGCUGGACAGAGCGUGUUCUCAUGAGCUCUGGUUUUGAGCUGUUGAAAAAAGUCUGUGUUUGUGGGCACGCCAUUGUGUUUUGUAGGUAGCGUAUCUAAUUACUGGGUUUUCAUGCCUUUGGCAAGAAGGAAAUGAUAUGGCACCUGCCCAGAAUUCCAGAAUUCUCAUUUUGAUGCUGCUCAAGAAGGUGCAAGGAAGUCAUUUAUCACACACGCCAUGGUUAGUCAAGAUAGCCUAGCUAAUUUGAUCUUUUUUUAGGUAAUUCUUUCAUGCUUAAGGUUUAUUUCCAGGUAAUUUAAAACAUAAAAUUAACCUGGAUUUUCUUUAUUUUUUUUUUAUUUUUUGGCGUUACAAAUCCUUAAAUCCAAAUCUGAAAAAUGUCAGGAAAGAAAAAAAAUGUUUGUUGUACAAAGUUUGUAAAACUAAAUAAAUAAAACAAAAUAUUUGAAGAGAAAUUAAUUUAGUAACUUAAAGAUCUGUGAAGAGUCCUUGAAGUCUGCUGUUCAGUUAGUGUCUAUGUUUACUUUGUAGCAGUGAGACACUCAAGUUUACUCACUCAAGAACUUGUCUCUCAUUUGAAGAAAAACUCAAGACAUUUGUAUUUUUAUAAAUUUUUCAUACAUUCAAUUAUGUUGGUCACAGUCUCACACAGCUUUUACAUCAAUGUUUCAGUAAAUGCCUCAGGCAUUUCCAGCCCAAAUGUUGGGAAAUUGUCAUGUAGUCACUGGGGACUAUGACAGUAGUAUAUUUUUUUUAACCAGCAGCAUAGUGUGAGUAUUUUCCCAUUUUACAGUCAUGCUGACUAGACACUAUACAGUCUUGUUCUGAUUCCCACUCUGUACGCCCACUUUACUGACAACCAGCACUAAGGGCUAUCUUUUUAUUCUUUUAUACUCUGGUGCUGUGACCAAGCACUCUUCUCUUUUGUGUGGUUUAAAGCUGGCAGCUAUCAGACACUGUCUGCUGGUAGGACUGGGUUACAACAGGAACAAGGAAAAUCGGAAGAAAAUAUCAUUUUUUAGUGUGUUAUUUUCAUAUUUAAAAAUAAUGACCUAUCCCCAGUUAACAUACCUUGUACAUUUUUGUGCAAUUCAGGAUGUGUUUCAUUAGUGCAGAGUAAGGCUGCACGAUAUUGAAAAAAACAUUGAGAUUUUUUUCAACCCUGCAAUAUAUAUCGCAAUAUUAAAAAAUACAGGAAUUUUCACCAGGUACCCUGAAUAGCACUUAAUGUUAUGCUGCACCGCUGAAGUCUUGAGGACAGUUAACCUGCUCUGAUCUUACCUCUUUUUGUGAAUGUUAUUGUGGAAACAGAUGAUCACAGAACACGUGUUUUGGUCGACAUCAUCCUUCUUGUAACCGAAAUAAUUCCAGAUAACUGACUUUCCUUUUCUUUUUGGCAACAAGUUUUCAUCUUCGGUGGUUUUCUCUGUUUGUUGCUCAGUUUGUGAUCAUUGUUGUUUUAGUUACCGGGGUUGUGCUGAAAAACGCUUGUCCUCCGAGAAUUGCCUGCACCUCACAAAACACGCACUGCUUAUAGUAGAGUGGUCCAGGGAAAUGUACUAUUUAAAACCCAUACAAUUCUUAUUUGUGGGGCUAAACAGUGAUGAGUAAUGUUCCGAAAAUAAUUCUCAGCGGACACGCGUUUCUUAGCUCAACACUGGUAGCAACUCACUCCAUGUGCAGAACAUGUGCAGGGGCGUGGUUUCCUCCUCUCUGAUUUUGAUUGACAGCUGGCAGGGUAGUCUGAUUGGCAACUGAGUAAAGAACGAAGGUGAUUGGUGGAUCGCUGCACAGCACAUGCACAGUCACAUGGAGGGUAUCUCAGUCAGCUACCCUUGAAAUUAACUGAGUUCAUUUGCAGCCCUAGUGCAGAGGAUUGUCUGUGGUGAGUGUCUUUAUUGUCAUAAGAUGCGAAGUUGGUUGUUGUUGGCUAUAUUUGUGUAACUCACUAUGUCAUACCCCCUGCAUGCCAGUGCCAGUUAAAGCUGUAUCUGAUUCUAUCUAGUAACACAUGGUUGUUUCCAGACAACAGCAGUGGCUUAAUAAGAAAAGAGUGGUUGGCACCCAACUAGGGCUGCACGAUUAAUAGAUUUGAAAUUGUAAUCGGAUUAUUUGAUCAUGACAAUGUUGAAAAAAUUUAAAUCAUCAAUUCAAUUUUCCUGUCUAUCACGUCUUGCACCUCCAGGCCACUGUAGGCCCCACCUUCCUGCAAGAGUGCUCCCUAGUUCCCACACACACCAGUGUAAACAAACAUGGCGUUUGCUAAAGAAGGCGAUGAUUUCAUGGCUAAUUAGGGCAAGAGCAAGUCAGUCGUGUGGAAUUGGUAUGGCUUUGUAAUUUUGGACGAAGAGCAAACCAAGUCUGUCUGAAGACGAUAUUAAUCUGUUCACAUGUCCCCGGCCCGAAUUCAGGAGUAAAUGCAAAAGUUUUUUGCCGUAUUGGCAUUUAAUCCAUAUGGAAACGGCAUUUCGGGGCACUGUAAAUGGUACUUUUUGAAAGUUUUUAGAGCAAAAAAAAUCUGGGCCAAAAUCAUGCAGCCCUAGCUGUAUCUGAUUCUAUCUAGUAACAGAGGGUUGUUUCCAGACAACAGCAAUACUCUCCUGAGUGGCUUAAUAAGGAAAGAGUGGUUGGCACCCAACAACACUUCAGCUCCUUGGCAAACCUUUCUGUGAGUGCUGCAUGCUGUGAUAGAAGUAAAAACAGAACCUUUGACAGGAGCAACAUUAACUUUUGUUCCCCUUAAACCAGAUCCUCAAGUAUUGGCAUCAUUACAAAAUAAUUUUUUGAAGUAUCUGUGGACAGGUAGAUCGGAGGUCAAGUAGCUAAAGAGUUUUUUCUAUUUAUAAGUGUAUUUUAUACAGGGCUAAGUAUGUCAUAUGUUCAUUGCAUAUAUAAGAUGCUGGCAGACAUUGAGGAAGAAAUUGCACUGCUACAUAGAAAGACUGUCUUAAGUCUGUGUUUCCUUUUGGGGAAAAAAAGAUCCAGAAAUCAGCUGGUCCUGAUGAUUUUCUUUAUUGUUCUUGAAUUUACUCUAAACCUUUGUUAAUUUUUUAAAAAUCCUUCUUUUAAAAGUGGUAGGACACCUGAGUUCUGAAAGGCAGCAUGUGUGACUCCAGUUUUGAAAGGUGGAGUAUCUUCUCCCAAUAGUUCAAGAACCACACCUCAUCUCUCAUCUAUUUUAGCCAAAAUACUGGAGGUAAUUAUUAGUAAUCAAUGGACUUUUAUACUUCUAUAUGGCAUUCACAAGGAAUUACACUCUGGGUUCACAACUAACAUUACUCAAGAUGUUCAAUGGCUCCUUUCUGAGGAGAUGGAGAGAAAGAAAACACAUUUGAUUGCAGACUGUUAGAUUUGGAUAGCUGUUCCUCGGAUGAAAGGGGUGAUUGUCUCCCAUUUGGAAAAUUGGGGUUCGGUCCCAAAGCUGUCCACAUGCCUUUGGGCAAAACACUUGACCCACCAGCUGUGCCCAGUGGUUUGAAUGUUAUUGGUCAGAAACUGAUGAGCUCUAUACAUUGCAGUCUCUGCCAUGUGAAUGUGACAUGUGAUGUGAAUCACUUUGAGCGGUCAGAAGACUAGAGAAAGAACUACAUAAAACAUAAACUAUUUACCAGACCCUGGCGAGAUCACUAAAUAUGGGUCCUCACUCACUACAUUAAAGGGCUGUCAGUAUCAAGAUCAAAUAUAACAUAAAGUUUUAUCUUUGCACUGAUGAUGCAGAAGAACGUGUUUUUCUUCCUUGUGCAGCUUUAUUGUAGAAGUGAGUGAGUGUACGAAGGAAAUUUCUUGAAUCAAGACAUGUUGUCUAACAUGCAAACAAGACCUGACUGAUGUGAUUCUUCAGGUUAAAGGAUGGCAGGUAAAGAUAGCUUUGAGAGUUUUGUUUGACACUGAGAUCUUUUGAAUCUGUUUCAUGUAGAGAGGGACCAACGAAUUGGACAGGCUGAUAAUUGGCACUUGGGGAAAAAGUGUCAGCUAAUACCUGCGCUCACAGGGCAAAUAUAAACGAAGAAUGUUUGCAGAUACUGCAGGCAGCCAGAGGCCUGUACUAUGAAGCUGGAUUUGGUCUUCGCGAGAUAACUUCUGGAUAACUUCUGGGUUUUCCGUACUACGAAGGUGGAUCUCUUUUUAUCCGGGUCCGUUGCCCAGGUAACUUAUGCGGAACGCCAAACCUGCUCCGGACCAGGUUAUGUUUGAGGAUAAGAUCUCAGCGGGUAUAAAAGACCGCCCAAUGACCAAUCGGAUGUCUUGGAAAAUGGCUUGCCCACUUUUGCCGGAUCCCGGGGACAUCAUUGCACGGAUAGUGAGAGGAGCAGUUCGCCGAGAGCGUUAUAUUCAUGAUCGUUCAAAUCCGUUUGAUUUACCUGAUGAUGUUCUAUAUGAACGUUACAGGUUUUCCUCGGACGGCCUCAAUAUUCAGGUAGCAUGAAGUCUAAGCAAUGCACUAAUAUUUGCCAAGCUCCAGGUUCCAAUUUCAUGCGGCAUAUCAGUCAUCAUUCAGAAUUUAUCGAAGCAGAUGAGAAAACUCUUAAACUCAAAUGUGUCUGCAGAUGACGUGACCAUCAGAUGAUGGAGAAAAAAGAAAAAAAGGCAGUGUGAGGAAAUCACUGUUUACGCGUUGAAAUAUACAAAUAAAAUCUUCCAAUAAACUUACAAACUACUUUAAAGGAUGUUUUUUAGAUUUAUUUUUAUUUGCUCCCACGUACUCUUUUCCCCACUGCUGUUGUAUCUGAAAUAAUGAGGUCAAUGAUGGAGGUGAUCACACACGCUGCAUGACAACAUAUUAGGGGGCCAUAAAUUUAUGAACGCACAAAUGUAAUUUACACAAUCAAUGAUUUUUUUUGCCAGCAGUCCCUCCGGCUUUUAGCGGCUGCAGCUGUCCUGCUCCUCACUGAUAUAAUGUUGCGGUACUCCUCGUAUUUGCGUAAAAUAAUGCUCUGUUCUUCGGCUGUGAAAAAUUACGUGCAGCCUUCUCCAUUGUGGAGAUUGGUCCGGUGGCACUGACCCCACCCCCUUUAUGUUUGCGCGCACAGAUCUGAAGUGGCCACACCUGGAUUCAGUUAUCGAGUCGAUAACCGGCUUCGUAGUACAGCUGAUCGGGAUUGCGGAGAUCCGGUGAAGUUGAGCGAGUUGUCGCAGAGUUAUCCUGGAUGUGUUAAUCCAGCUUCGUAGUACAGGCCUCUGGUCUGUGUGGCUGCUGUGUCAGUAAUGUUACUAUCCCUUAAUAUACUAAGACAUUGAACCAUCCUAAAUAACACCAUAUGAGAUCUAACACACAGUUACUGAUAAGUGGGAUGAGAGUUUCAUGUAUAUUUUGUCAGAUCUGCAUAUUCUUCAUUUUUUUCCUCGAAGAAAAUCUGUCAGAAAGAUUUCAGAGUGAGACCCCCCUCCAACACCCUCCAGAAAACAAAACAAACCCUAGCUACAGCAAACUCUGUUGGGUUUAUUCUUUUGUAAUGUAACAUAUCCUGUCCAGAACUUUGCAAUUCUUUAGUUUUAGAUUUUAAGACACACAUCUGAAAUGUUGUUUCUCUGUAAAAUGUUUGUUCUCAUGUGUUUUAUUGUUGUCUUAUUUUGAAAACUACUGAUUAGAUAGCCCUAGCCUUGGCACAAUGUUGUUGUUGUUGUGAAUCAGAGUUAAAGCUCAAAUGUGGAUUAAUAAAUUACCAGUGAAAUAUUUUUAAUGUGAUUGCUAAGAUGUCUUAAACAAGUUGGGUUGUUGAUCUCUUUCAGAUGAAAAUGGGCAAAAAUUGCAGUUGGACUUCAAAUUGAUUCCAGCGUUCACGUUUAUUGCCGCUUCCACCUGACGCCUAUUUCCCCCACCGCUCUUAUUGGCUGCUACCUGUAAUUUUCAAGAUGGCAGCUAUGUCUCCUCUCUGGAAGUGCCACUGACCUCCACCCUGGACUUCACCAUGGAGAGAAAACGCAGAAAGAAAUUAAUCUAGCUGCUCAGGCCAUUUGCAAUAUGGACUCAUUUUUGGAGCUCUGGACCUGAAACGCUUCUUUCCAACACUGACCCUGAACCAGAUUUUAGCUACUCAUCCUGUAUUUGAAACAGCGCCCCUGCUGUUGGAGUUUGGAAGGAUCAGGUCAAAGUGGUGCUUUGUACCACUUCAUAACUCAGAAUGAUCCUGCUUCCUGUGUGGGCUUCCAUGCUGUUGGGACUGCUGGUGGGCUUCCUGCCUUUGGUGGGGAUGGAGCCGACUGGGGGAGCCAAAUCUGGUUCCGACUCCACCCUCAAUUUGGAUCCCCUCCCUUCAUCAUCUGGCUCCAACUGUUCCUCUCAGUUAACCCUCAAACUGGAGUUCUCCUCCAAGGUGGUCGAGCACGGUAAGAAGAAAUUUUUCAGAAAUGUUCCUGUAGUCUUGACAAGGUGUAAUAACACUUCAUUUCAUAAUGUCCUCUAAUGAAUGAAUGAACCAAACCAAUUUAUGGUUGCAUUUGCUCCAAGUGAAAUUAGUCUUGAUGUUUCCUCCACAAUGGAACCAGGGCCAGUUAUGCAAUACAGCUGGAGUGUUCAGUUUUUGUAUGAAAACAAAUACCCAGUUCAAUUGCUGGAUGUCAAUACAGAUGUCAAGUUCAGAGUAUGAGUGGGUGUAAUCGCAGGACAGGGCUUUUGGUUGCUCUGAGUAAUAUGUUAGAUUAUGGAUAACAUGACCUGCUCAGUUUUUGCCACUAUGGUGUUUUUUUUUUACAGAGAGUGUAAAAAGAACAACAAUUAGCUUCUAUAGUCAUCCCCCUACCUAACUUUUCAGGUCAGAUUCAGACCCUGUCAUGAACUUUUUUUUUUAUGUCAACUUCUUAUCAUGGCAAGGUUAGAGGAGGCUACUCUGAGAGUUAAGGAAGUGGGCUUGUGGAGUGGAGGGUGGAGAUGGAAGAGACAGUUGCAAACAUUAAGGAUUUCAGAAAGAUGCGGAAACAGGCAGCGUCCAGAUUAGAUUGAUGAGUUGUUUGAAGAGUGAAUCAAGAGGAUGUUUUUAAUAUUUCUAACUUUGUCAUCUGUCUCAGACUGUAUGAUUGUGAUUUUCCCUUGUGUUAUUGUCUUUUCUCUUUUGGGUUAUUGACUCUUGUUGCUGCUGGAGUAAUGCUGUGCUGUUUGUCAAAAUGUCUCCCCCCCCCCCCCUUUCCACAGAGUACAUUGUUGGAUUUACAGGGUAUUUCUCAGCCAAAGCUCGCAACCUGUACAUCAGCAGUGCUCUGCGGAGUGGGGCUGAAACAGUGGAGUGGCACAUCGUUCCCAGAGAAAACCCAGCAUCUGACUUCCCCAGUGACUUUGAACUGGUCCACAUACGUCAACCUUCACCCACCAGCUUGAAGACUCUAGAAGACCAUCCUUACAUCAAGAGGGUGACACCUCAACGCAAAGUGUUCCGUGUGCUCAAAUAUGUUCCCUGUAAGUGUUGACAAGAUGUUGUAACAGUGUGGGAAUAAGGAUAGCCGUGCCUUCGAAAUACAAAACUCUGCAGAGAUACAAUGAGCUUUUUGUCCUCUACUGUCCCUUUGUUUGUUGAAUCAGAGGAUGCAUUACUGUGUUUGAGAAGUGAGACAGGCUUGUGUGUCUUAAUGUAAGAUUCUGGCCAACUUAGGGGUGUUGAUGCCGGAGAGGGUGUGUUUGGUGUUGGGGGAUGGGAGGAAGGACAGAGAACGUCAGUGUUUGCUCCCCCCCAGGAGGGGCUGGGUGAGUCAGUCACUGUGCGGUUGGGCUUGCCUGCCCAUGUGGGGGGGAAUGGGACUGUGCUUGGCACUGGAAUAAAGCCUUCAGUGUACCCUCAGCCUACGUACACAUGCAAUAACAAAAUGAGGGCCAUGUGUCGCACUUAAGCCCUUCAUGUCCAGAGCUUUCUUGACCUAGAACAAGAAAGAUUGAACAUUAAAAUCACUGUCAAACUUUUCUACAUCUGAAAUUACAUUCUCUUUAGGCAAAAAAAAAAGUUCUUUGAUGUAUGUGGCUUGCUUUGUUCUCUUGCCACAACUUAUAAGGGCCUUAAUCAUUUCCUAUUGAUGGAAACUCUUGAGAGAAAGUGCUGAUAGUGUAACUCACUAAAAGGGAGUUCACUGAAGUGACUGAACUUUCUGUGCGGAAUGCAUGCGUGGAGGAACAUCGGUUACUGUUAUACGUAAUUUACAGUACAUGCUCUGAAUUCGGUAGAAGCAAACGGACUUUCAUCAAUCAGUUUCCAGGGGGAUGGAGAUUGCUCUUGAUUAGAAAUGUGUUGCACUGGUCUUUUUGUGGCCUCAUGAAACACACAGAAAAACAGACAAACAUCACAGAAAGAGGUAGACUAUCAGGAGGUAGGGAUGGGCCAGUGUUUUCCCUACAUUCAUUCGCCACUGCUGAAUUACGUGUGCCGCUACUGAGAUUUCAACAUGAUCAUUAAUAUCAAUGCGCCACUAAUGAUUUCUACUCCCACUGUGUGAGCACAACACCCAAUGUUAUUUUCAACUUGUUUUGAGUCUUUAACAAGCGCAUCAAAUCCUGUCUGACCCUCUUUCAUUAAUGUGAAGAGUAAUGUUUGAGCUUAUGCAUGGUCUAUGUAGCAAGUAACCUGGGUAAUGUAGCGCAACCUGAACGUAACAGUGUAGCUCCUUGAGCGGCAAGAGAGUGGGGGAAAACACGAAAUUUUUUUAUUCAGUGACAACUUUACCAAACUUCACUUUAAUAAUAAGGUUUUCUAUCAUCUCUCAAAAGAAAACCACUGAAAUGAUGUAGUGCAUAUGCCAAGCCAGUAAGGAAAUGCACAAAAGACAGAAGAAGAGUACAGAGCACGUGUAUAAAGUUUGUUUUGGCCGAACAUGCGCAUGCACCAUAAAAGAGUUACACUGCGUGUCACAUAAUCGUUAUAGGGAUGCAGAUAGGCAUCCUCACAGAGAUGAAAUGGUCGUUGUUUACAGAUUUAUGCACUCUGACCCAUUUUCAAAAUGUACCGUUUACAGCCACCCGAAAUGCUGUUUCCGUGUGGAUGAAAUGCUGAUACGACAAAAAACGUUUGCGUUUACUUAUGAAUUUGUUUUUGUGUGGACGGGUUGAUACCGCCUUCAGACAGACUUCGCAGCGGGGAGUGGUUUGCUCUUCAUCAGAAACUGUGAAGCCGUACCAAUUCUAUGUGACUGAUUUGCUCUUGCCCUAUUUGGCCACAGAAUUAUCACCUUCUUUUUCAAAUGCCAUGUUUGUUUACACUGGUGUGUGUGGGAACUGAGGAGGGGGAGCCUACGGUGGCCUGGAGGUGCAAGACAUGAUAGAGAGGAUAUUUGUUUGAUGAUUUAAAUUUUUUUAACAUUGUCAUGAUCAAGUAAUCCCAUUACGAUUUUAAGUAGAUUAAUCGUGCAGCCCUGAUUUAAAUCCUAAACUCUUUUACUCUUACACUAAAUUCACAAGCCCAAUUCCUAAAAUUUUGGGUGCUGUAUAAAAUGUUAAUUCAAACCAAAACUGAACUCAGCAUAUAUUAUUCAAGUCAUACAAGUCAAUUAGUCAGUUUUAGCAUUUGAUACUUUUUCUUUUCUUUUUUCUCAACAUUGCCUUCAUGAUUUGUAAGCAAAAUUAAAUUCAAAUUUAUCAUCAAAUUUAGUUUUUAUUGACAUUUACACAAGCUUCCCCACUGUGUUGGAAUUGGAGCUGUACUAAAGCCCCACUAUCUUAUUUUAUUCAUAGUGAUUUAAAAUGUGUUAAGAUUGUUAGCAUGACAUUGUUGGACCAGUGUCAUGUCUCAGAUGCAAAGAAUAAUGAAGAUUGGAAGGUGGGAUAGAAAGAAGAGGAAGAGAAAGAUGGCUCAACACGGAGAUGAUUAACAGAGAGACGGUGUUGUCUGGGAAAAAAAGCUCAAUUGGUAGACAGCGAUAACUAUGUAUUGAUGUGCUGCAGUACUUCAUGAAGUGUGGAUUUAGCAGCCUUGUGAUUGAUACUGCCUCUCUAAGUCCCAGAUAUAGUUCAAGCUAUAAAAGCGAGGUAGUUUUAAUUUCACUAUCUGACUCUGUAGUUGUCUGAAUUAAGGAUGUAGCAAACCUAACUUUGCUGGUGUUUUUUCUGUCUACAGCACCUGAGCCCACUGCACCUUGUAACACCACCCGUGGGACACAAAAAUGGCAAUCUUGGCAAUCAUCUCGCCCUUUUCGACGAACUAGCCUGUCACUGGGCUCAGGGUUUUGGCAUGCCACUGGUCGCCACUCCAGCCGGCGUCUUUUACGGGCAAUCCCUCGACAUGUUGCUCAGAUCCUGCAGGCAGAUGUACUCUGGCAGAUGGGGCACACAGGUUUGACCUUUGACCUUGCUCUAAUAGAGUGCUAGGACAGUAUGAAUUUAAACAAAGACCAGAAACACAAAUUUCAAGAUGACUUUGCUUGACUUCUAUUUUAUGUCCUUUGGCAUGUUGUUACAGGAGUUAUUAGUGCCCAUGAAGUUUGCUUAUAUGAGCUAAUUGAAUUUCCUGUUUCUGUGUGUUCAGGAUCUGGUGUGAAGGUGGCAGUUUUUGAUACAGGCCUGAGUGAGAAGCACCCACAUUUUAAGAACGUUAAAGAGAGGACCAACUGGACAAAUGAGAAGACUCUGGAUGAUGGUUAAGAUGACAAUUAUUCUAACGACAUGAAUAUCAUUAUCAUGAUAAUAGUAUUAUAAUAUAAUAAUAACCAACUGCAUCUUCUCCAUGGUCACUGUAUCACUCUUAUCUCCUCCUUCAGGUCUGGGCCAUGGUACAUUUGUGGCUGGAGUGAUAGCCAGUAUGAGAGAGUGCCAGGGCUUUGCACCAGACUCAGAGCUGCAUAUCUUCAGAGUGUUCACCAAUAACCAGGUACACACAUAUGCUCUCACCAUCCCUAUCAAAUGUACCUCAUCAAAUCUAGUUUAGGUUCUGGAAAAAUGAUCAAACAUUUGUAAAAACUGUUCAUCCAAGUAUUAAAAGAAACUCAGAGAGACAUUUGUUACAGCAGUUAGAGGGAAAGUGAGUUUAUGGCAGUUGUAUGAGGUACAAGGUUUUCAACCUGCUGCAGGGUCAGUGUUACCAUUGAAUUCAAAUAACUUUAUGAAAGUACUCUGAACCUUGUAAUAUGGUCAUUAGAGUUCAUAUCCUAUUAAGAAUAUUUUCUGCACCUUUCUUUGCCAACACAAAGCUGCUUUGUUCUUGCACAAUGUGAUUUAAGAGAACAGUUUGUAAUUUUUGAGUAAUAUGCCAAGAAAAACAACACGUGAUGCAAAUUUGUUGCCUCUGGAGUGGUGCCAGUCCUCUCAUCCAACUUCAUCAAGUGUGUAAAGAAUAGUUUGGCAUUUCCUUUUAACCUUCACUCUUUGUUAUUCAUUUUGCUAAAAUUUAAACAGUACAAGUGCUCAUCCAAGAGAAGAGAAACAAAAACAAAAACAAAAAAACAUGUAAAGUCAGCAAAAUAUUAUUUUUGUUAAUACUGUCCACUCUUUCAUAGAGUGAUUCAAUUAAGCUCCACCACUUCAACCUCAACCUUGUAUUUUCAAACCAUACCAAAUCAUGCUGUAAUAACGUUGCUCCAGAGUGUGUACUUGCACAGUCUUCUGUCCUGCCAGCUGUUCCUUACUCUUGCCAUUUCACCUCUGUCGAGACUGCCUAAAAUGCAAGCUUAAAGGGAUAUUCCUUUGUGAAAUUAAGUUAGGGUCAAACUCACCGUAACACUGAGUUAGACACCCCCUCGAGAGAUGAUUGUUGCUAACUGCUUACUUCUCUAGUUAUACCAAUUUUAGUAACGACCGCACUAUAGCAAUACACAGAGGUCUAGGUUUCCACGAGCAAACCUCAACCAAAAAGCCACUCUAUAGUCACAAAUGAUGCUCGGAACAGCACCUAACUUCAUCAACAGAACAUAUAGGGUCCCAGCCAUAGUACUAGCCACCAAACAUCUUUUUAGCUUUGCCUAAUUUCUUUAGCAAAGAGACCAAACACAACUCACCCACUCUCCUCCAGUAGCUGCUUAUUUUUGGGGGGAGCCCUGACGAGUCGAUCACAGAGUACAGCAGAGUUUCACAGCUCAAGGAAGAACAUUCAUGAUCAUUACUUCACGGAAAUGCAAUCAGACCAAGACACUAAGGCAGAAGAGCUACUGUGUCUGCAAUGCACAUACAAAAUACACAACAACUCAUAUCCAGAAUGUCCCUUUUAAAAGCUGAGACUCCCCACCUUUUGUUUUUAAACCAUCGUACCUCUUAUGUCACAUUGUAUAUGGAGCUAUAUUCAGCCUUCAGAUUUGAACAAUUCCCUCUGUCCUUGGAGCACAGCAAAUUCAAACAUGUCUGUGAGGUAUAAGUUGGCGUAUCUGGUGCAGCUAAUUGUGAAGAAGUCAUCAGUUUUGAGCGGACAUCAUCAUAACCAGAAUUGAACACUUCCUCGUGACAGUAAUUGUUUAAAAUCCGUCCUUUAGUCUAACUGCAUCGUACCAUUUAAAUAUAUGUGUAUCUAUAUUUAAAUUUCCUCCCACCUCAGGUAUCGUACACUUCAUGGUUCCUUGAUGCUUUCAACUACGCUAUCCUGAAAAAGAUUGAUGUUCUCAACCUGAGCAUCGGGGGGCCUGACUUUAUGGACCACCCCUUUGUUGAUAAGGUAAAAUACAAAUUUUCAGUGCAUGCUGUUUCAAAGAGAGAUACAUGGUCACAUGGCAUCGUUGAUGAGAUAUUUUAUGGGGGCGUGGUGUUACAUCUCAGCAACACUAAUGGAACUUCCCUAAUAGAGUACAAACAUGUCAACUUCAGAGAAUAGCAAGUUGCAACAGCUGAAUACUGCUUUUUCCUAACGUGAAACUGCACAGUUGUCACUAGUACAUGAUAUGAUAAUAAAUGUGUUUUUACAUUGAACAUACUGCAUAACUUGAUGGGAAAUAAGGAUGUAUUUGUAUCUGAUGUAUAAAUGUAAACCUUUUCUUAAAGUUGAUUCAGUCAGCCUUAGUCUAGUGCUGAGCUGCCAGCUGACUAACACGUUACAGAGAAGAAUGGCUGUGAGGUUGCUUUUAGGAGAGUUCGACAAAACAGCUGUUUCCUUGAUUAAAUGUGGCCAACACAAUGAAUGGCACUUUUCACCACCUUCUUAUUUGUUCCCCAGCUUAUAUUCUUACACCCUCUGAUUCCAGCUGUAAUUGAGCAUCCCAUUAGAAACAUGCACUUCACUGUGCUUCACUGUGGGACAGCCUUUACCUGUUCUUGUAUCACACACACACACACACACACACACACACACACACACACCAACCCCCCACUCUAGGCGAUGUUAAUGAGAGACCUGAGCCUGUUUUGCCUUGCAAAGAUCCUCAAUUCUUGGUGCAAUGUUUGAUAAAACAAAUCAAAUGGAACCCUCUGAGACCAACAUCUCUGUUCAUUUCCAUGUUUGAUUGACAGGUUUGGGAGCUCACUGCCAACAGGGUGAUCAUGGUGUCUGCUAUUGGCAAUGAUGGACCUCUUUAUGGGUAUGCAAAUCACUCUUUCUUCCUAAUGUAGGAAUUUGCCGCCAUGAAAAUAAUGUAUCGUAACACAUGCUAAAAUAUUCCCACUCCUGUUUUAAUGAGUUUUUUUAAAAUCCUCUUCCAAAGUCUUAAGAGAGACUUUUAUCUAGAAAAGACUCUUUAAAACUGUUAGUUUUCAUGAAAAGAGGUAAGUUUAAAUGACACUGACUUCAAAAGUGUCAACAACAUAUACAUGUGACAGGAGCUGUUACUUAAGCGUAGGGCUGCAACUAACGGUUAUUUUAAUAAUUGAUUAAUCGGUCGAUUAUUUUUUUCAAUUAAUCGUUGAAUCAGAUACAAAAACAUUUGAAAUUUCAACCUCUUUAUUUCAAAAAGGAACAUUUAAACUGACAGAGCAAAUGAGUGCCCAAAAACAGGUUGCUACUUGAAUGUACUGUUACAAUAGUAUUAAUUACAAUAAUAAUAAUAAUAAAUAAUAAAAAUUAUAUAUAUACAUAUAUAUAUAUAUACACAUAUAUUAUUAUUUUUUUUUUCACAACAUCCACAGAGUUUACUUUAAUUCUGUUAAUACCGCCUCUGCCUCGCCUUAUGUUCAACUCCCUCUGCAGGUUGAGAUGUCUAAGUUAAUGGCUGGCUCUGUGUAAUGGCAAGUGACGCAUAAGUCGCGCAACACAACAAAUCGAUAAUUAAAUUUGUUGCCGACACUUUUAAUAAUGAAUUUUUUAUCGAUUUUAUCGAUUCGUUGUUGCAGCUCUACUUAAGUGAGAACGUUUUUUGCUUUCCAAUCACCUCUUUGACCACUUCUACCAUCCAAAUCACUUCCUGCCCAAUAAGGCUCUGUUACCGUGUUCAGUGACUGAAAAAACACUGAAAGGAUAAAAAAGAGAGAUUGAUGUGUUUUGUUAUGCUGUGGCAUUGAAGUGCUGAAACACUCGUUACUGAAAGUGUUGCUCCUCCUCUCUCUCUCAGCACUCUAAACAACCCAGCAGACCAGAUGGAUGUAAUUGGGGUUGGGGGAAUCGACUUUGAGGACAACAUUGCAAGGUUUUCCUCUAGAGGCAUGACCACCUGGGUGAGUAACUCCAGGGACACACACCACGCACCACACAGACACACACUGUACCCUUAAUCAGUUUGAGAGCAGACAUCUACUCCAGAGACCUACCUUAUGCCACAGAGCUAGUCAACCAUAAUGUAAGCUCCUGAGCCGUCAUCCACAUCCAAUCAAGCUUUCUUCACGCAGACACAUACGCACACUGCUCUUUUUAUCAGUCACAGCCCAAAGCAGACAUCUGAUAAAGGCUCCUCUCUCAAAUCCAGUCAGUCUCUCUCCCUGUGCACCCAUAGCCGCCCUCAGCCAGCCUCUGAAAGGCAGGAGUAGCAGGACUCUCUCACUAACCUACCUUUGGCCCAGACCAGAAUCCAUCAAGCGUAUAUUUUAACGUCAUUUACUACAACUCUCUUUUUCCCUUUUCAAGUUAAGUCCUCUUGGCUGUCCACUUUGUGCGUCGUCUUGUUUUUAGCACAUAAGCCGGGGUUACCUACAUAUUCAACAGUUGCUGAUUUGUAAGAGGAGCUGCAAACUGACUCUUUGACAGGAUGUGACUUCAUCUUAAAGAUUUUGAAUUGCAUCAUAUUUGCUUUUAUAUAAAAUUGAUCUUUUAUUUUAAGAGAUGGUACAAUAUGAAUGUUUAGCAUGGGCCCGUUUGUGCUUUGCAAAGGAGUUGUUCAGUUUCCGUCUCAAUCUUCGUCUUACCCAUCAUGUAUCCCUCUAUGUGCAGGAGCUUCCAGGUGGCUAUGGCAGAGUGAAGCCUGACAUUGUCACCUAUGGUUCUGGUGUCCGAGGAUCAGGGAUGAAGGAGGGAUGUCGCUCUCUCUCCGGCACUAGUGUGGCCUCCCCUGUAGUAGCUGGAGCUGUUACUCUCCUUGCAAGGUCAGUUUUCAUGAGGUGUAAAGGAUUUCCUCAUUUGUCUUGUGAUUUCCCAGCCACAAAAUCAUGGCUCAAGAGCUGUACCAGAAAGCCUGCAUCUGGAUGCCCUAGACUUGUGCUUGGUAAACAGAAGUGUCUCAACUCAAAAAGGCAAACCUAAUCAAAUUACAAAACUGAAUGUAAACAGGUAGACGAAUGACCUGACAGCAUAAAUGUUCAAUUCAUUGGUGCCCCUAAAAGAAACAAGCUCUUGCAUUAUUUUGGGUUUCACAAUAAAUUUUGAACAUCAAAUUUUAGUUUUGAAAGUGUCUCACAUCCUUUUAGGGGGCUGCUACAGCAAGCUCACCCACAGCCUCUGCUUCUUAUUGGGUUUUCCUUUUUUAUGUUAUCAAUAAUUUGGCAAUUUUUAUAUGUAAUCAUCAAUAAAGGUAUGUUGCAACAGCCACAAUUGUUGGCCUUAGUCGUAUACUGAAAUAAUAAGCAUUUCUUUUCAACUUUGAAGUUUGCAUGUUCAAUGAUGGAAACCUGAGGUGAUUUAGACAGAGUGCUGUGUUCUCUGAACUCCCUCUAUCCCUGCUGCAGUUAAAACACUCGAAGUAAAAGCAUCUAAGGAAGGGUGUUGUUACAGCUGGCUUUAGGAGGAAAUUGACAUCAGAGGUCUUUUUGUCUCUUGUGCUGUAAUCGUAUAUGAACAGGCAGAGUUAUGUGUCCCCCUAGGAAGGAGGUGUGUUGCAGAUUAAUGUAAGGUGUUAUUCUCAGUCUGUCAAUAUCUGCCAUACAGGCAGAAUGUGUUCUUGUUAUAUGGCUGUAAGUGAGGCCAUUUGGUGAGCUCAUAUCACUGAGUUGAACGGCAUACCAUUUUUGUUGACAUCAGGGACCUCUCUCACCUCUCAUCUGGGGUUGUACUGUACUAUGAACCCAGGUCAACCCAUACCCUGACUUUCGUUCAGUAAUCUGGCAUGACAAAGCCUUAAACUCCGGUUAGAUCCAGCAGACAUUACACAGGGUCAUGAACCAACUCUGUGAACUCAAGCUUUCUGCUUCAGACUUUGUGUGCACUACAGACUUACCUUAGCUGAUGAUGGACUGUGCACUGACCCUCUGAGAGCACUGCCAGGUGGAAAUCAAGAAAAAGAGGAUACUGUACCGCCAACACUUUCAACAUAACCUUGAUCAUGAAUGCAGCAUAGGCUAUUACAGGGAAAUCAAGCAAUAGACAGAAACAAACUAACCCAGCCUCCUGCUCUGUUUUCCAGUACUGUUCUGAACAGGGAGUUGGUGAACCCGGCGUCUAUGAAGCAGGCUCUGAUUGCCUCAGCCCGUAGGCUGCCAGGAGUCAACAUGUUCGAACAGGGCCAUGGAAAGCUGGACCUGAUCAGAGCCUACCAGAUCCUCAACAGUUACAGACCCCAGGCCAGGUAAAAACUUUUUAAGGUGUGAGCUCUUAGAUGAGGUCUGAGUUCAGUCUUUCACUAAUACAUUGACUUUAUGUGGACUUUACAAGACUCAGCCCUCUCAUGAAAAAUGAGUGCAAAUAUCGGCACUCAUUGACAAAAAUUACACUAUGGCAAAGAGACCAAUCCAGUACUGCAAAAGCCCACUCUCUGGAUGAGUACAUAGAGCUGAAAAGGGCAAAAUCAGUUACGGUGUACAAUAGGGCCUCACUGAAAUGUCUUGAAGUAUUAUUCACUCGCCAUCUGCAGUCCUACAUGUGUCUCUGAAAAGUAAAUAAACAUGAAAAAGGCAAGGAGGUUAUUCUGAGUAAGUGGCGUGAAAAAUUAGCUUUCAGAAUUUAUUUUAAAGAAUAGACUACUGAUUGUAGCAAAACAGUUUUAUAACUAGAAAAAUUGCAUUUCCUUGCAGAAAAUGCGUGGAAAUGCUGAGUGCUGAAAGCUGAAAAAGCUAUGCUAAACUGCUAAUAAAACAUGGAGAAAGGUAUAAAUGUUAAAGCUGUUGAAGGGGUGAAAAAAGAAAUAUAAGUUGGAGAAUCGUUUAAUUGGUUGAAGGACAAAUAGUUUGAAUAUGCUCUAUAAAAGGAAAAUUUAUUCAUGCUAAAAGAGGCUAGAAAAAUGUCUAAAAUUGCACAAAGUUUGAAUGAAGAAGGAAACUGCCUUAAAAGGCAGGAAGGUGAGAAGUGGCAUAAGUUUAAGUUGUGGUACUAGAAGUAGUAUGAUAAGAAGUCAAGUCGUGAUACUAGUAGUCAUGUAAGCAGUAGAAGUAGUUUUAGAAUAAAAGAAGUAUAAGUCAAAGUAGUAGAGAAAGUAGAAAUAGUAGCAAUAGCAGUUGAAGUAGAGGGGAAAGUACUCGUUUAAUUGACAUUAACAGUAGUUGUAGCUCUAGUAGUGGGAUUUUGUUUGAAGGAUGGAAUAAUGCAUAAAUAUUAAAACUAAUUUAAAACAGGGAAAAUUUAAAUAAUUAAAAAUCCUCAAGUAUCAGAAAGUUUUUAAGUAUUAGAAAGGUUUGAAUCAGUUUGAAUGAGUUUAAAUUAGAGUGACUUUAAAAUGAGAAAAAUUUAAAUGAAUAUAAAUCCUGAAUACACCCCAUAAUGUCCUCAAUGAGCUUAAAUUUUAAAGCCCUGAAUGGUUUCUGUAGGUCAAAGGUCAUGUGAGGAGAUAGGGGCUUAGGUUUGUCAAGCGCUCUAGGAAAAGGUUUUGAGUGUCAUCCCCAGUGCUAUGUGUGCUGAGCCUGGCUUCAUGUGUCUCAUAUGGCCAUUAGAAGCAGCUUUCCAGUCAGCUGUGUGUCUCCAGGUGCACAAAUUGGUUGCCAUGGGGACCUUGGAUGCAUAACUAUAGCAGGAGAAAGAAGGCUUGAAGCUAAGGAAACAGGACUCCAAGUAGGCCCUGACGCUCAUCCUCUGUAUAUAUAACACAAGACUCUGCUGAACACAUUAAUACAAUUUAUUAUCACAAUCCUCAAAACACCCCAUAAUAUCUUCAAUGAGCUGAAUUUUUGAAGCCCAGAAUGGUUUCUGUAGCUCAAAGUUUGUAGGUGGAGAUAGGUGGUGAAGCAGACACAUAUUAACUGUGUGUACAAGCAGCUGAACUGCAAGGUAGACCUCACAAAGCAACAAGUACAGGAAUGUGUGUGUGUGUGUGUGUGUGUGUCUCGUUAAUGAUUGCAUCCUAAACAGCUGUGAGAUCAAAGCCAUUAACUGACCUAUUGUUUGACUGAGAGGUGCUGAACUGCAGUGAAUUUAGGGCCUGUGAACUUCUUCACAUAGCGUGAUUUCCUUAAGUCUCAGAAUGAAAUAAGAACAUCGUACGAAUCCUCUUUUCUUCAUGAACACAAUGAUGUGUUUUUCAUGUCUGUACUCUGACAAAUGUGGCCACAACAGCGAGUUAAAAAAGUCUGAGCCUGAGUGGCGAUAAGGAUACAUUAGGGCUAAUGGGGAGAGAUUUCCGCCUAUUUGGACGGUUGGUCACCUGCUGGCCAAGGGGUAGGAUUUAAUGAUUUGAAACCUCUUUUGUGAGAAGCAGGACACAUAUACCUCCAUUUUGAUGUAUUUUUUAUGUCUGUGGAGUGAGAUUUGUGGGCGUGGGAGCGAUAUAUUCGAGCGAGGUUCUGUCGAUCAGAGACGAAGUCUGCACUCUAGCUUUUCAAAUCAUCACUCUAGCCUCUCCAAUACACACCCAUUAUAAAGCCUGAUAAUUUGCUGAAAACCACAAGUUGCUUAAAGCUAAAUUGUGGAAGAAAUGUAAAAGAUAUCAAACUGAGUACAACUGUAAUAGUCGACAAGACAAUGAAUAGGCUUCUAGGUGAAAGUAUGCAGAAGUUAUAAGGCUCAGAAGGUGGAAGAAUAACAGGAAGAAUUGGAAGAUUUCCCCAUUGACUUCAAUGUUAGAAUUUUUGCAUAAAAAGUUAAAAAAAUCAAAAAGUAUAAAGGGUAGAAAAGUGAAAAGUAAUAGCCAUCAUGUCCUGAAGGAGAGGAAUAGUUUAAAGUUUGAACGGUUGAAAUCGCACAAAGUGGAGAAGAGUUAUAAAGUGGCAAAAAACGGCGGAAGAAAAAUAAUAAUAUUAAAGAAACAGGAGAAUAACAAUAAGUGGAAAUGCUUAAUCAGCAUUUCCACUUAAUGAGUACUUUACAUUCACAGUGUGAUGUAUUCUUCUAAUAAAGUAGCACACCUAUUUAUAUGUUAGUUUUAAACUUUAAAGAGAGGAAUCUGUGCUCUCUGUUUUGUUUUUGUUUUGUUUUUUUCAGAGACACGGGUAAUCAAAGCAUUAUUAAAAAACCAUUUCAUACUUUAUCAAAGCUACUCAAACCAUAGCAUACUUUCUCAGUGAUUCUUAAAACCUUUAUUCAAAACCAUUUUUUACUUCAUCAAAGUGUUUCUCAAAACUAGGGCUGCACCUUACAAUUUUUUUUUAAUGGAUUUAUCUAGUUUAUCUAAUGGAUUUUUUUAUUAACUGAUUAAUAUAACAAUGAAUUUAACCAAAACAACAAUUUAAAACCUGAAUCUCUUGAAAUCCAGCAAAACAAAACAUUUUGGUUAUAAAAUCAGAGAGAUUUUAGCACAUCCCAGGUGAAAGCGAGAAGUCUGACACAACAGCAGACUGACUGUUUUUCAGUUUUAAUUAGACACUAGUGUAUAGAUGGCUUUCUUUCAUGAUAGCAUGUACUGAGUUGGGGCCAGUACCAGAUAAGCACAUUAAACUAUAAUCCAUAAAUGCGCAUUUCCACUCUUUAAGCCGGGAGCACAGAUGCUUCAUUUUGUAACAUUCUGUAGUUUUUAAAUCAUGUCUAGAGUCGUGGCGAAUCAGGCCAUCAUAGUUGUCUGCCUCUGAUGGGCUAAAAAAGCGCUCGGAUUCAUGCUCGGAUCUUGCUACGUGCUUCGUGAGGAAAGUAAACAAUGACGGAUUCAGAGAGCAGCUUCAGAGGAGAAACAUCCAACAGUGUGAACAAGCUCUUCAUAUUGAGUACUUUGGCUCACACUUUUGGCAUUUUCUGUCUGUGUUGCAUGACUUUGGGUGAGAUCAGACAUGAACACACUGUCAGACACAUAUUUAUUUAUUUAUUUGUUUUAGUUUAGAGCUGCUUUUGUACUGGCACUAUACUGGGGCAGCUGUAUACCCUUUCAACACUUUAUUUUUUAUAUUUACGUUUGUAUUGAAUGGACACUUUAUCAUGACUGCCUCUUGUUUUACAGAAAGCAAAUAGUUUGUUAUUCUCCAGUGCAGAGUCUUUACUUUUAUAUAUACAGCUGCUUUAUUUCGUUUGAGUUUGUUUGUUCAAGGUUUUCAAAAAUGUGAUGAAGGUUCGGAAAAAUAAAAGAUAAUUAUCUUGAAGGCCAUAUAUAUAUAAGCUCUCAAAUACUUUUAGAAUUUUGUUUUAUCUGCUACAGAGGCUGAGAUAUCAGCUUUUUUGUAAACCUCAAUACUACAGAAAGCCUCAGGAUCUGGGGGCCCUUCUCAAAGUUGCCCUCAGGAUUUCAGAGGCGUGGCUCAGACAGGGUUCAGGUCUUAAUGCGUUAUAUGAGGGUGCCAACCGGAGUUCUUUUUUUUUGGAUGAAAUUUCUAAACUUCUCCAUUAAUUUUUAAAUUCUAUUAACUUUUUAAGAACUUUACUAUGAAUUUCUCACAGGGCUUUUUUCAACCAGUAUAUAAAUAUAAAUUUUUAUUGUUAGGUCAUUUGUCUAUGAAAAAGUACAAGGACUAAUGUUUGUUGGAUAUUUAAGUUGACCCAUUGUACACAGCACAAUUUCUUGGCCACUUCAAAGUUAGCAAAAGACAGAAGUCAUUUAUUGUUUCACUCAUCUGAUUCUGGCUGGUUAGUGGAAGACCGGUGUUGUGCCGUAGAAUGCACCCCUGCCGUUGAAUGCAUCCCCUCCACCCAUUAGCUUCUUAAAAUGGAAGACAAUGAUCUCAUAUUUAAAAAAAAACACGAGUAUUAGAUCAUGACAACAUGUCAAAUGGAGCAGCAGUUUUGUUUCUAUAUGUCUCAAAAAUGCACAUACAGAGGUGUACUUGGGUGUAUAAACUGUACAGUAAGCUGUUAAGGUAGAGAACAUUAUAUUUUCGGGACAGCAAAUAUUCCAAAUCUGGGGGCUAUUGUUUUUGGCUUGUCUGAACAGCCUUAAUGAAAUCAUAAAAGGAACAUGCUUUCAAAUCUGUCCAACGGUGAAGAAAACUUGGAUCAUUUCACCUAAAGUACUUUCAACCUCGCUCCGGUCAGGGCAGGGGUGCUUUCUACAACACAACACCGGCGAAGCACGUCAAAGACAGGCACCCAGAUAUUUCUCCUUCAUGAAUCCUGAGGUGUUUAAUCAUGUUGGCCGUGCACCCUCCUUUGCAUGAUAUAACUGUGUUGCUCAUGUUGCACUGAGAUAAGAGUUCAUUCUUCCUGCUAGAGUUAGCCAAACUUUUGACCGCAUUCGUUGUGGGUUGCACUUUCUCUCUCUGCCUCUCUUCUCUCUCUGUGUGGCUUCGUCUCAUACGCUUCAUCCUCAUUGGUGUUCGGCAGCUUCUUCCUCAUUGGUGUUUGGCGGGUUUUUCUUCCGGUUGGCAGAUUACGGCAUCAAAACUUGGGGUGGGAGUUUUAAAAUUUGAACAAUUCCAGGAGAAUCGGAAUGUUAUUCCCGGUCCCCAUCGAUGCUCGAGACUCGAUAUCCAACCCUACUAGCAUGGCAAAUGAACGCCAACAGCUGACAUGGUCUAAAGCUGAGUUUAUAAUAACAGAUUAGCAUUAAUUCUUGUGAAUAAAAGUAUGGCUCCAGAUAUCAGCCCAUAUAUUAGGAGUUUGUCAUUUUUCAUGAGUUUACAGCUUACUAUUCUCGUCUUUGCUCAUGUGUUUCUUGUACUGGUAUCUUGAUUAGCGUGAGUCAUCUCUUAAAGGCUGAAAAAUCCAGAAAUCCAGAAGGAAUCGUGUCUCUGAGAAACACUUAGUUUGUAAGGCUGAAAAAAAUCAGCAGAACUCUCAGUCAAUCUUUGGCCAUUUUUUCAGGCUUUUGAAAAAAUGGAUAAAAGCUUAAACUCAUCCCUAGAUUAUUUGAUACUGGGAAGUAGUUGGAAUUUAAGAGUAUACAUAAUUCACAGUUUAGUUUUGUUAUCUUAGAGCCAAUAUGACAGGAUUAUGUAACAGAAGUGAUUUCUACAAUGUUUCUUAGAGCUAAUUUGAGAACUUCAUUCUGAUGAGUUGUCACAAAAACAUAAUUAGAGCUCAAACAUUCAGUAACAGAAUUAUGCACUAUCCUUUUGUUUCUUUGUCAGUCUCUCUCCCAGCUACAUAGACCUCACAGAGUGUCCGUACAUGUGGCCUUAUUGCUCUCAGCCCAUCUACUACGGAGGAAUGCCCACCAUUGUCAAUGUGACCAUUCUCAAUGGCAUGGGUGUCACUGGCCGGAUUGUUGACAAGGUGCGCGCACACACACGCACACACACGCACACACACACACACAAAGAUACAUAGAUCAAGAAAAAUUAAGGUUUUUUGUUUUUGCUUGUUUUGUUAAAUGAAAUGCUCCUUUGCUAAAAUGUUUUCCUGAGAUCUGUUUUACUUUUUGACAAUUGCUCUUUCUUGUUUAGCCUAUCUGGCAGCCCUACCUGCCCCAGAAUGGGGACCACAUUGAUGUGGCUGUCUCAUACUCACCUGUGCUGUGGCCGUGGGCCGGCUACCUGGCUGUUUCUAUCUCUGUGGCCAAGAAGGCUGCAUCAUGGGAGGGGAUUGCUCAAGGUCACGUGAUGGUCACAGUGGCAUCACCUGCAGAAAAUGAUGUGAGUACCUGCACAAACACCUCAGUUUAUAAGUUUAUACAGUUGAUAAUGGAUAAUUUCCAGAUCCUGAUAAGGAACUUGUUACAUUUAUCAGAGGAGGCCCGGUCUACACUAAAGGAAGUUUGGAUAUUUGUUUUUACUCCUCAAAUACUAAAUGAACCUUUUUUCUUCUGUUGCGCAGCUCUUGAACAUUUUCUUCCUUUAUCCUGUUAAUUAUAAGCUUCCCAUGUGAAAGACACUGAGCUGCACCCUCUAGCAUUGACUUCUUUUCUCCCCCGCAGUCUGAAGUGGGCGGUGAGCUGACCUCCACAGUCAAACUGCCAAUCAAGGUGAAGAUUGUGCCGACACCCCCACGCAGUAAGAGGGUGCUGUGGGAUCAGUAUCACAACUUACGCUACCCACCUGGCUAUUUUCCCAGAGACAACCUCCGCAUGAAAAAUGAUCCACUUGACUGGUGUGUGUCUGUCGAUGUUUACCUGGUAUUUUUAAUUUUUUUUCACCACACUUUAGUUUUUGUAUUCACAUGGAAAAUCUUCAAAUAUUUCCAGGAAUGGAGAUCAUAUCCACACCAACUUCAGAGACAUGUACCAGCACCUGAGGAGUAUGGGCUACUUUGUCGAAGUGCUUGGAGCCCCUAUCACCUGCUUUGAUGCCAGCCAGUAUGGUGAGAACACAGCAACAGAUGUUCUCUCAUGACUGGGAUGUUCUCUCAUGACUGGGUAAGAGCUUACAGAUUAACGGGUUGUUCUGUCUUUGCAGGCACACUGCUGAUGGUGGACAGUGAGGAGGAGUAUUUUCCAGAAGAGAUCACUAAACUGAGGCGGGACAUUGACAACGGCCUGUCACUCAUAGUUUUCAGUGACUGGUACAACACCUCAGUUAUGAGAAAAGUCAAGUUCUAUGACGAAAACACCAGGUAUGAAGCUUUUACUGAGCCUUACCCACUAUUGGUUACUGAUAUGAAAGCAAAAUUAACACAUUUAAUGACCAAGAUUAUGUGGCUCACAAUGAUAUGUAUACAGUAUGUAUAUGAAUACAAGUGGACAACUCUAAGCAUAGAUGUACACACCUGGCCGGAUUGUGGGCCUCCAGGUAAGUUUCUAGUGAUAGCCCUCACUCAUCCUGGUUAGUCUUUUGAUAUGACAACAAUUGGUAAAGCACAAAAGGUGGGAGGACUGUGAUCAUGUGACCAAGUGGUACAAAUGAGCAGCAGGCCAUCCCAGACUGCAGUGAUAUCAGGGAAAACUUCAUUUCAUUAAGAGUCCGGAUGUUCCCUUACAGUUAGCAGCUCAUCACUGACUGAAAAUGACAACACUGCAGACCAGAGCUCUCUCUCGGUGCUCCUGCUCCCUCCCACUAGGGCUGGGUGAUAUGGCCUCAAAUCAAUGUCACGCUAUAUUGAGCAGUUCACCUCGAUAACUACUCCACAAGCUGCUCACACCCUCCCACAUUAACUUUGUCUACUUCAGCUGCUACAACUUUUGAACCGUCCUCCAUCUCCUCACCUGUCUUUCCCUCUUUGUUACGGACUGGAUGAGGUGGCGUCCCGUCUCUGACGUAGGACAGUGUCUUAAAGGGGCAUGAGACCAUAGCCUACCUACACAUAUCCAAAACCAACUUUUUUUUUUUUUUGACACCCAAUAUAUUGACACGAGCAAAAUGGCGUCGGUUAUUGUCUUAAAUUUCAGUAUCUGUAAAUUUUCAGUUUAUCACUCAGUCCUACCUCCCUCUGACCAAAGACAUGCUAGUCUGGUGAAUGUGCCACUCUUAAAAGUCUCUGUAGGUGCAAGUGUGGAGUUCAAGUUUGUCUUUCUAUGUCACAGACUGCUCCAGUCACUUGUGAUUCUAUACUUCUUGUUCUGUUUGAGGAAGUUGUUAAACUGCAAGUGAAGCCUUGCUCUGAUGUACCCAGGCCUUUAUGUAUUAUUCCUGUAAAAAUACAUUUGCAUAGCCUAAUAGCCUAGGUCACUGAUCAUGAACCCUUGAAGCCCCAGCAACAACAAUGAUAAUAAAAACCUUCAACCCCCCCACAGUGUCUGAUAUGGACAUGAUGAUGUCUGUUUUGCUGAAGUGGAGCAGAAAUGAGUUGAUAGACCAACAGAUCAAACCACUUCGUUAGAUUUAUUUAACAAAAAAAAAACUACCCCCCUGUCAAAAAAAUAUAACAUUUUUUCAUUCAAUAAUGUCAUUUUAUUUUUUGUACAACCCUGUAGUUCCCGGGAAAAGGUUGGUGGCCUCAGGGUUGAGAAACAAUGGCCCUGGAUGAAAGGUAGUCAGAGAUGAUUGUCUCCUUGUUCUGCAGGCAGUGGUGGAUGCCAGAUACAGGGGGCGCUAACAUACCAGCUCUGAAUGAUUUGAUCUCAGUGUGGGGAAUGGCUUUCAGUGAUGGGCUUUAUGAAGGAGACUUCACUCUGGCUGAUCAUGACAGUAAGACCCACACUCAUAUAAACACUGGCAUUACUCCUCUCUUUUUACUGAGUCAUGUUUGAUGAAAUUUAAGAUGCUCUCUCUCUCUCUCUCUCUCUCUCUCUCUCUCUCUCUCUCUCUCUCUCUCUCUCUCUCUCUCUCUCUCUCUCUCUCUCUCUCUCUCUCUCUCUCUCUCUCUCUCUCUCUCUCUCUCUCUCUCUCUCUCUCUCUCUCUCUCUCUCUCUCUCUCUCUCCCUCCCUCCCUCCCUCCCUCCCUCCCUCCCUCCCUCCCUAUCUAUCUGUCAACUGUAGUGUACUACGCCUCAGGCUGCAGUAUCGCCCGUUUCCCGGAUGAUGGGAUCGUGAUUGCCAAGAAUCUAAAGGACCAGGGUAACAGCAUCUGACUUAGAUUAUUGACCAAGCACAAUGCAGCAGACUGCUGGCCAAGAGAGAACUUUCCAGUCAGUUUUGCUGUAAAAGUAAAACCUAAGUGUGUGUGUGGUUUUUUUGUUUUGUUUUGUUUUGCAGGUCUGGAAGUGUUAAAGCAGGAAACAGCCGUGGUGGAAGGAGUCCCUGUCCUGGGUCUGUACCAAACACCGUCAGAUGGGGGAGGUCGAAUCGCUCUGUACGGGGAUUCGAACUGUAUAGACGACAGCCACAGACAGAAAGGUAGCCUCUCUGAGCAUCUCUUGAUGAUGUUUGAGUAUUUCACUUGUUCCAACCAAACUGCAUAACUGGGACACCUUUUGUGUGUGAUCCCUCAGACUGUUUCUGGCUGCUAGACGCUCUCCUUCAGUACACUUCAUACAGUAUGACCCCUCCCAGUCUGAGCCACUCCCACAGCAGAGUAACACCACCCACUGGUACAGACCGCUCACUGCCACAGAGACUAGAAGGUAAGGAGGGAUAUUAGAGGGAUAUUGGGAUAUUAUUGGGGUUGGGAUGUGUUAUGGGAUAAAAAGGUAAAGGAGAAUGCUUAGAACAGAUUAAGUGCAGAUUUUAGAUCAACCAGUGUUUACUUCACUUAAUCAACGUUUGGUACUUUCUGUAUGAAUUUAACUUUUUAUUUGGAUUCUUAGUGAUAUUACUCACAAGGUUAUCCACUGAUGUUACUAGUGAGGAACCAACCCCAAUUACAGUGGUCAAGCUGAUUGACUUUAUUGUCUUUUUUGUUUUUGCACAUAUUUACUAAUUUUGAAUUGAUUCCUGCAACAAGUUCCAAAACAGCUGAAACAGGGUCAUGUUAACGGCUGUGUUACAUUAUCUUAUCAUUUAACAACACUCAGUAAGUGUUUGGGAACUGAGGAAACUUUAAAACUUUAGAGAUGAAACUCUUUCCCAUUCUUACUUGAUUUGCAACUGCAGUUACUCAACAGUCCAGGGUCUACACUGUCAUAUUUUGGCUUCAUAAUGCUCCACACAUUUUCAGUUAGAGGCAGUUCUGGACUGCAGGUUGGUCAGUCUAGUACCUACCCCCUUUUAAAUUGAAGUCACGCUGUUGUAACACAUACAGAAUUUGUCUUGCCAUUGUCUCACUGAAAUAAACAGUGAUGUCCCUGAAAAAGACGUUGCUUGAAUGGCAGCAGAUGUUGCUCCUAAACUUGUAUGUACCUUUCAGCAUUAAUGGAGGCUUUGCAGAUUUGACAGUUAGCCAUGGACACUAACACACCUCCAGACCAUCACAGAUGCUGGCUUUGAACUUUGACCUGAGAACAGUCCGGAUGGUCCUGAAGGACAAAAAAAUAUCACUGUGGACUCAUCAGACCACAGCACACUUUUCUAUUUUACAUCAGUCCAUCUCAGAUGAGCUUAUGUCCAGUGAAGCUGGUGGCUUAUCGGGCUGUUGUUGAUAUCUGGCUCUGGGUUUGCAUGGUAGAGUUUGAACUUGCAGACAGAAUCUGAUGCAGAAGUUUAGUCACCUCUCUCUAACAUCAACAAAGGCACAGAGCUCCUGCACCCGGCACUGGUUUGGCUCCUGACCGAAGCCCUUUGCUGUGAUUCUAUUCCCCGUAUUUCUAGUCUCUCUUCAGCUACGCUGUCAAUAAAGAUCAAAGUAUAUAUAUUUUUACUUUUUCCACAAAGACUCUUUGUAUUUACCACCUUUAAGUACACUGCAUGUACGUUAUAUGAGACAAAGUGCACUCCUCUGUUGAUGAGCAGCUACACCUCUCAUCACAAAGUAAUGAAAACUGAUAGGUAAAGGUUUUGAAAGUAUUUUCAUAUCCAUCCAUGCAGUUUGAUAAUGCAGUAGAUGCACUCAAUAUGGAAACUUGCCAUUUGUGUAGUCUCUGCAUGAAAGUGCACGGUCUGAGUUUCUUAAAAAAGAAUGUAAUCAUACAUCAUGUUGAUGUUGAUGACAACAGGACGCACCAAUACAACAGUCUCUCUAGGUUAGUAGAUCGUGGCCCUUUUUUUUUUUUAACAAUUUAUGAUAUAGUAUAAUCAUAUCACCAAGCCCUAUAUUUCUGUUCAAACAAAACAAAGUGGAAUCAUGGUGCAGUUGUUUGGUUUGAACAUUGAGGGUCUCUCUCUGUUGGUUGGUUAUAAGAUUUGAAUAUGUUGUUCAUGGUUUUAUUUGAGUUGAUCUUUGUGGAGUUGUGUGCUGUCAUGAUUUGUGCAACAAUGUGUUAUUUACUUCAUGAACCUGGCAAAAGGCCAGAUGUUUCAGUGGUGAUUUAGUUUCAGAGUCACUGAACUUGAACCAUGUGAGCUGCAGCCAUACUUUGUGUUCGGAUGUGAUGUGUUCCUGAUGGACUUUGGAGUGUAGCAUUUAAAAAAGCUGACAGUUUUUUUAUUGAAGAAAGUGAUGAACUGUUUCAAAAAGCAAUUUAACCGGCUGUGCUCUGAGUAUUUUCUUACCUUUAGACUAAUUGACUAGCCUGAAAUUAAAUUUCCAUUUCAUCAGGGAAAUUAGUCAGCAGGAACAUUUCACAGUCUUAGUUCUGCAGCAAAGAGUGAUAGUGAGUGAAAUAUUUGACUGUUAAAAAAGCAGGACUGGAUUCUGAUUUGAAAAAUAAAAAUAAAAAAACACAAAAACUGAGCAAGACAAAAUCAGUAAGAAGAUGAGAGAGACUGCUUUGUCCACAGGAGCCGGAAAAUUCAACACAGUUCCUCAUUGGUGCUUCAAAAGCUCCUUUUUUCUGUUUUCUGUCAGACAGAGACUUGAGUGUUUUAAUGACACGUGCAAGAGCUUAACAGAUAAUCUUGUGUAUGUGGCAGUUGUGUUACAUCUCUUUUAUUUCAUUUGUCUGCACGAUAAAUAGUUUUUAAAACCUAAUCAGAUUGUUUGACUAUGAUGAUGUUAAAAAAAAUAUUAAAUUGUCAAAAUUGAUUUUCCUCUCUAUCGUGUCUCGCGCCUCCAGGCCACCAUAGGUUCCCUCUUUCUGCGGGAGCGCUCCUCUGUUCCCACACACACCAGUGUAUACAAACAUGGUGUUUGCAAAAGAAGGCGAUAAUUUCAUGGCUAAAUAGGGCAAGAGCAAGUCAGUCGUGUGGAAUUGGUACGGCUUCACAGUUUAUGAUGAAGAGCAAACCACUCCCCGCUGCAAAGUCUGUCUGAAGGCGGUAUCAAACCGUCCACACGGAAACAAAUUCAGGAGUAAAAGCAAAAGUUUUUUGUCAUAUUGGCAUUUCAUCCACACAGAAACUGCGUUUCAGGGGCCUGUUCUACGAAGCAAGUUCAAUCAUGCAGCCCUAUUGUUUCACCAACCAUUUCUCCCAAUAUCUUAAUGUAAAAAUGAGGACCAUGACAAGCCCUGCAACAGCAUUUUUUUUAGAUGAAAUCUCACUGUUAGGUGCCAUGUGCGAUUCACACGGCUCUUCACUUUAUGUGCCCUGCAGUUGAGGCAUAAAAAAACAAGUCACAUAAGAAGAGAAACUGUCAAGUUUUGUGUUGCAUGAAAGAAGUGGCACAGUGUAACAGGUCUUGUAAUGUGACUUCUGCAUAUGUGCACAUCACAAUUGCAAAUAUUGAAGAACUUCUUGUGCAGCCAAAGAAUCAAAGUCUUAAAGUCACACUGAUUAUUGGUCAGUUGCACAUAGCACAUAGUUAGCCAGCCUACUCCAUGUGUAGAGCAUGACAGUGUCACAUCAAGGCAGACAAAAACCAAAAGAGUGGGGCCAUGUGCUGAAAGAGAUGAACAUUAUACAGCAGGUGAGUGUGUGUGAGAGAGAAACAGGACUGAGGGAAUGAUGCAGGAGGACUUUUUUUAUACAGUAGCUGUAGGUGUCCGCAUGCAUCAUCCAUGUGUGGGAAACACUGAGUUAUUUUUGCUUUUUUUUUCAGGCAAUCAUCUUUACCGCUACUCCAAGGUUCUGGAGGCUCACCUUGGAGACCCUAAGCCCCGCCCACUACCAGCCUGCCCCCAUCUGUCUUGGGCAAAACCACAGCCCGUCAAUGAGACAGCACCAAGGUAGAUCUUCUUUUUUAUCUAUCCUAUCUGUUUUAAUGUCGUGACAGACACCAGCUCUAAAUUCAACAGGAGAAGGGGUUUCUGUGGGUGAUAUCUGGUUUCUUUGUGCCAGUGCUCCUUGCUAACUUAUAGGGCAUUGUAUUUGUCAUUACAUUUGAAAGAGACUACUGGGAGUUACUGUCUGGUGCACACUGCCAUAGUUUCAGUUUGAGUUACUUCCCCUCAGUCGCAGCACUGUGGAGAUGAAGAGGCAUGUCACCCUAUGAUGGGCAACUAAUCUAAUCUCUUUCUCUUGCUCUCUUUACUCUGUCUCUUUUCAGUAACCUGUGGAAGCACCAGAAGCUUCUUUCAGUGGAUCUGGACAAAGUGGCUCUACCUAAUAUGAGGGCCUACCGCCCCCAAGUCAGACCUCUGUCCCCUGGGGAGAGUGGGGCCUGGGACAUCCCUGGAGGUAAUCCAGUGUUUCCAGCGAGUUAUUCAUCUCGAGCAUUAGUCACAGAAAUCAGGAUUUCAUUUGUGGUUUUUCACGGUGUGCAAAAUGUUGCAUCUCUUAGUGUUGAACUGUAACACUUCAUGACAAGGUGUUAUAAAUCUACAGUAAGAGUAUAGUAAGAUAUAUUUGUCCCAGACCAGUUUUCGACUUACUUUACACCGUUGAUUCUCUGAGUGUUCACUGUUCACAUACAUUUUGUAACACAUAAAAGAGCUUGCUUGUUGUCAAUACAGCACAAAGGUCCUGAAGUUUUAUGUUCAGGAGGAUCUGAUCCUGUGCCCGAUGAGCUAGCACAAAGUAUGAAGUCUAAACUAACAUGGCAGGGAAACAAAAAAGAGGAUAUUGGAUUGUGUAGGAAUAAUAUUUGGCAUCGACCAAGUGUUACCCUCUCCCUCUCUCCUCAGGGAUAAUGCCGGGCCGCUAUAACCAAGAAGUGGGUCAGACCAUCCCUGUGUUUGCCUUCCUUGGAGCUAUGGUAGUCCUGUCAUUUUUUGUGGUCCAGUUGACAAAGACCAAGAGCAAACCCAAGCGCAGGAAACCCCGCAUCAAGCGGCCAACAUACCUCCAGCAGCAACAGCAAACAAUGGGGAAAAAUCCCACGGUUUGACAUGGACUGCAUUUCUAAGCAGCGACUGGAGAGCUGGAUUUACCUCUGAUACUGAGACGUUGAUGAGUUGAGCAGUGUCAUUGGAGGUGUAGAAUCCUAUGGACUCUCAUGGACUGUCAUGGCAGACGUCUGACUGUUUGGAUCCCAUGCUUGUUGGACACAAUCGUAUUUGGCCUCCUGGAGGCUUCAACAGUUUUUGUGCCUCUUGUCUUCUCAAGGCUGUCAGUGGGUGUUUGUGGGUGUUUGUCCUAAUAAGCAGUAUUACAAAGUGUUCAACACAUGUUGUAUUACACACACAACACAGACCUCGCCCUACAAAAGCCUUUUUGAGACAUACUUGUCAUUAGCAUUUUCUCCUCUCUUCUUCGACCAAACUUUUUCUCUAUGAAUGAAAUGUGUUUGACUUUUAUAUUUAUUGAAUUUGUUUGUACCUAAACACAAACACACAUCCCCAGUGGUUUCAUACUCCCACACAGACACACUAAAAUACUAUAAAUACCAUAAACACUUCAAGAAUAAAGUAAAUGGCAUAAACAUGGAAAAACACAUCUCACGCACAUGCAGACAUUUCUUACUUGAGGACCAUUGAAUAUUCAAGUUGUCUCAUCCCAUGCCGCCAUCCACAUUUAAGUGGUCCAGCCCAUAUCUGUGUCAAAUGACUGUCUGUGAUUCUUUUACAUUUUAUAUCAUGAAUGGACUUGGGCAUGAGUUCCAGACAUUCUGUUGAUAUCCUGUUUCAUGAUCUCAUGGUCAACAAAGUAGCAUUGCAAGACUUGUUUGAAUAUAUCUCAUCAAUUAAAACGCAUAAUCAAAGUCAUCUGCUC